AUGCAGAGAGGUAUCAGAUUCGGGUAUCAGUUGCAAGAGUAUAGCACAGAGCUUGAUGUUGGUUUGCCAGCCCCUCUGAACACACUGGGCCGGUGGCUACAGCAAAUGGAGGAUGUGCUAUCUGAAGACAGCGGGAACGCUGAAGAUCACGCACUUGCUUCCAGAGACGCCAGACACAAGCAUGACCAACUGAAGGUCUUGCUUGAGGACUUAAGCCAGCACUUGAACACCCUUCAUCACUACCAGAUCACAGAUGAUGAAGUGCCAGUCGAGAAGCUGGAGGAGAUCAAGAGACGUUUCACCAAUGCCAGAGUGACAGCCAAGUACCACGGCAUCAAGCUACAAUACAGAGAGCAGAUGCACCAUGUUUAUGACCUGCUGGGACAUCAGUCUAAGCUGAGCUUGUGGAGAGGGCCUUACGGCUCCCAGGAGUCUGUUCAGUCUCUGCUACAAGAUUGGCACGACACUGUUGACAAGCAAGGUCUGGUGUGGAAGUUGAAGGAAGCACUUAAUAAGCUGAAGGACACAGCAGUCAGCUAUACCAGCAAAGCAGCUCUGGCCGACGACUCACCUGUGGUUAACAGGCGGGUAAAAGAGGCCGAUAGUGAGACGGGAGUCAGUGCAGAAGCUGCAGAAGCAGUAAGAUCCACCAUGGAACGUGUUCUGGCUGCAUGGGAGUCCUACAAAGACUGCCUGUAUCUAUUACAGGUCUGGCUGGGCCAGGAGAAACAAUCAGAGGCUCAAGAGCACAAGCAUUUUUCCUCCAGCCUGAAUGAGUGGAGAUUGCGUCAAGCCCAGCUGAACGAGGUGGGAAACUUUCUCAUUGAUAUGAGUGACGCCUCCACCAGCCACUCUCUGACCGAAGAGCUCCGCAAACUUAACAUGCAGUGGGGCGACUUCAUAAAAAGGACCAAGUUUGCAGUGGCCCCUCAGCCCAUAUCUGCAGUCCCAGGUGUCCAAGCUUCCCUGAUGCAGGAAGCCAGCUGGGUGCUCAAAGAGACAGUUGUGGUGUUAUCUGGACCUCUACGUAUUUACAGAAAGAAACUCCAGGGCAUAACCAAGAAGAUGUCUGAGUUCAAGCUGAACUCUUUGUCCCCAUCUCCAGACUGCAAAGAUGAAACUCUUCAGAAAUUCAUACAAACUCUUCCGGAGACACUUGAGACUUUGACGCGGGUGGAUCAGGUGUGUGAGAGACUACAGAAAGCCGCAUCUCUGCUCGAGGGCAGGCUGGCUGAGCUUGAAAACUGGAGCAAUGAAGCCCAAGAGGUCUGCCACCACCUAAAAGAAAGGCAGCACAGGGGCCACCAGGGCCCACAUCCCAGGGCUAAAGCACUGAUCUCCAGAGGUAUACAGUUGGAAGGACAGGUGGUGACAGAAGGUGAGGACCUGCAGGUGCUGGUGACAUCGGUGCAAAAGAACUCCUCCCUUCCUUACCUCAACACAAUGGCAAUACAAGACCAACUGAAACGGACUGUCUCACACUGUCAGGAGGUUACUGAGAUGCUCAGUUCUCAUGGAGUGAAGCGUGAAGGACAGCCUGUCGGACUGCAGCCUGCUUCCAAGGUUUUUGUGCAGGCACAUUGUCAGCCUGAAUCCCAAACUAGAAUCAUUCAGCACCAUCAGGAUCAGACAUUCUUCCAAAUCAGCAAAUGUUCUCUAGAGAGUCCAGUAGAACAUCAAAACCAAGAACUCCAUUCUUCUCAGCUGCAGCCACAAUUGGAAACCACCAGUGGCAUACAGCCCCAGUUUCUCCCCCAGAUUCAUGAAAAAUCUCCAAAAGCCCAAAGCAAAACUGUAUGCCAAAUACAGUAUGCAGAGCUCAAACAGCCUUUGAUGACUUCUGUUGUUAGCAGGAACGUUCAGUUGAAACCCCAAACUGAGGUUCAACUGAUCUCUGUAGACUCAAGCCUAACCAAUCACCCAAACCAAUCCAGUGACUUUGGGCCAUCAGAGCAACAGGUUGUUUCUGCCAACUCAAGCCAAACCAGUGGUUUUAGACCAUUAGACUCUUUCCAGAUUAUAUCUGUAGACUCAGGCGAAACCCGAGGCUUUGGACCAUCAGACCUUCAGGUUAUCUCUUUGGACUCAAGCCAAAGCAGUGGCAUUGAACAUUCAAACCCUCUACAGUCUUUCUCUUCAACUGUGUCGAGCUCAAGCAUGUUGCUUACAUCGGUUACUAUGACUCAACUAAGAAUGCCAGUCACGCAGCACCUUGAUUCACCAUCAAAUUGGCAACCACAAACCUCCUUGGUGACCCCACACCAAAGACAAAAGGUUCUGGUCAAAAGUCACAGUUUUCCAAAACCCUAUGAGCCAUCACAAACUCUCCCUGUUACCACCCUUGCAUCCUCCCCAAGUACUUUGCAUACACCGGUAACAGUGACUCAACAAAGAUCUCCAUUUGAACAGAACCUUGGUUCUCCACCGAAAAGGCAACCUCAGACCUCUGUGACAACCCAACACCAAAGACAAAGGGUUCUGUCCAAGAGUCGCAGCUUUCCACAGCCAUCAGAGGCUCCAGGUGUUCCCCAUGUCCCAAUACAGAAUGAGGUGUAUGCCAGAGCUCAGGCUUUGGCCAGGAGCAGACUGGAUAAAGCAAAACAACAUCUCGAUGAACACAUACGGGAUGUCAUCACAGUGAUCAGCACCAGAGACAGAUCUAAAAAACAAGCCAAGAAAAAACAGUCCGUGUCACGUCUUCUCAGGCCUUUAGUGUUAGAGGUGUUUCUAGAAGCUGUGAAGGGAAUGGGUGAUUUCUGCUCCGAUGCCCAGCUCAGAGACAUGGACCUCCUCUCUCAGUCAGUCAGAGCCCAAUGGGAGGUAUGUGCCACAGCAGCCGAGCGUUCAGUGCAUCUGGAAGCCUUGAGAAGAAUUUCGGAGAGUCUGCAGCCCACAAAGAGUGUUCUUCCCAGCACCACCCAUCAGAGAACCGACACAGAGAGGGCGGAGAACGUUCAAUGCCACACACACUCCACAAGUGACUUUGCACCAUGUCAGGAUGGCAGGGGGGUAGCAGACCUGAGCCGCGUCCACUCACAGGCUGUUGUCCAGACCAACAUCGUGGAGAUAAAACAGAUACCAGAGAGGACCGUCAUCCAUCCGUGUUCAAAACAGGAAACUCCGAGCGGCUACAGUGCUGCACAGUCAGUUCUCCAGCAGCAACUGCUUAACAACAGUCAGCAGCUGGAAUCAGAGUUUCCCAUCAGCCCCGGCAGCAAUGCCAAUAUCUCUGCUGACUCAUUGAGGACUCAACUCCAGAACAUACUGGCUCUUAAGGACCGGACGGAGGCUCUGUGGCGUGAGUUUGAGCUUCAGUGUUCACAGAGCUCUCAGCACAUGGAAGAUGGCUGUAAAAUGGAGCAGGAGAGAGCUCAGCUCGUUCAACAGUGGAGGGAACAACAGAUGUGCGUUCAGGCCAGGGUAAAGUCCCUUGAAACUGCGGCAGAGCUGCUGGAGUCAGCGGAUAUUCAGAUUGGACUGAUUUCUGAUCAGAUCAAACAGAUCAGUCAAAAACCUCUAAAUAUCAGAAACUUUGCCAUUGCUGAUCCCAAAAAUCUACAUGAAGAACUAAAGCUUUUAGAUAAAAGUAUCGAGAAAGAGCUGUUUCUGCUUGAUAAGAGUGGUGGUUCACUUAGUGACGCUGCUGAUCUGAGUCACAUUGAGCUCCAAGCUCAUCUUCCCCUUCAGCAAAAUCUCCACGACCGCACAAAGUGCUUGGACCAGCAAAGACAAUGUCUGAGGAAGAGUGAAUCGGCCCUGAUGGGCCUCAUGAACCUCUUAUCACAUCUCCAGCAGGUGAAUGCCAACCUUAAUGCAGCUCACAGCACAUCAAAUCGCAGUUCAGUCUCCAUCCGGCAAAGCCUUCAGCAGGCCAGGGAAGAUUCGGUUCAGCUAGACCGAAUCCUGGAUGAAGCUGGCAUGAGAAUAACUCUUGAUGAGAAACCAGGCAGCUGUCAUGAGAUGGUGUCAGCUCUGACACUGCGUGCCGAAGAGGUUGAGAGCAGACUGGGUGUAGGGCUGAAACAGACUGACCGAGGAGGGAAAGGAAGAGCGGAGGGAGAACAGAGGGACAGAGUGUUCGGUAGGAAGAGGAUGGGCCUGCAGGUCGCCCUGAGGGAGGUGUUGGCAGCACUCGAAAAACAUGGCCUGAAGGAGCCCACACUUCCUGCAUUACAGCACAGGUUACGCUUCCUGACAGACAUGGAGAGCAAACUGCUUGCACUACACUCAGAGAUUCAGGAUCUGAGGAAUACUAGUGCACAGACAAGCACCUCAGAGACAGCCAUCAGCGAGCUGCAGACGCAAUGGGAAAACGCACACAGAGCAGUCACAGAGAGUCGUGAACAGAGUGUCUCUUUGAGCGAACUGCUGAAGAAGUUCCAGAGCUGCCGAAAUCGCUUGGGCAGCACUUUGCAGAAAGCAGAGCAGACUAUUGGUGAUCAGGCCUCUUAUAUGAGCAAAGACAACCUGCAGCUCCUGAUCAGUAAGGUGACCAGUAUAAAGUCAGAUCUCGGUGGUCUUGGGGACGGGGUGGAGGAGUUCAGAGCUGUGUGUCGACAGCUGCAGUCUCUGAUGAGAAAGGUCCCAGACUGUGCAGACGCUCCGUUUGAGAGUGAGGCUGACACCCUCAUGGACCGCUGGCUUGAUGUCACCGAGAAGGCAGACUGUCAUCUGGACAACCUACAAGCUGGCUUUUCUCUGUGGGAAAAACUCCUACUGUUGGCUGGAGAGGUGGAGGGCUGGAGCGUCCAAAAGCUGAUGACACUUGCAGAGUCACACCCCUUUCAGACAGAGCAGGAUGUGUCUGCCAUGCAGGAUGAGCUCAGGAUACAAGAGGAGAACAUUGAAUAUUUCCAUCGCAGAUCUUCAGAGAUCCAGGAGCUGCUGCAGAGUCGCGAGCUCCCACUGGAGCUACAGGUGAUUGAGAGCCAGUUGAGGAAGAAGAUGGCAGAGGUGAAGGAGCUCUUUUCUGAGACCAGUGAUGUUUUUAGACAGCUGGAAGCUGCCAAGGAGAAGGUGGCAUCUGAUAUCGUAGAUCACCUGUCCUCCAUUCAGACUAUCACAAAUGCACUGACCACAUCUGAGAGCCCUCUAGACCUCAAAACAAUCCAGGGCUUAUCGGAGCAGUUGCAAGCGGAGGCAGAGCAGGCAGAUGCAUUACUGCAGCAGAUAAGUCUUCUGGCCAGCAUUGCAGGUCUAGAAAACCUACAGACGCUGGCUGAAGAUGGAGCUCACCUUGGAGAAAGAAUCUGCAUGGCCAGAGAGCUAGUCAUAGAAAAGAGAGAGCAAGUAAUGAACCCAAACAGACCUAAAAAUCAAAUGGUCCAAGAGCCUAAAUACAUCAAGCCCUUGAUUGAAAAAACAGAAGAUACUGUGCCAGAGAUACAGUCUGAAUCUAAUGGUAAAACAGAGGAACAGUCCACAACACAAGAUGAGCUGAAGGACUUCAAAGAGCAGGCCUGCAGCCGGGCCGGUGAACUGCAUCUGAAGCUUUCUGAGGAUGUGAACAGAUGGGUAACACCUGAGGGGAAACUCACAGCGGUGCAGGAUGUGUGUGGAGAGAAUAUGACUGAGGAGCUGAAGUGUGCAAUGUUAAUACAACAGAGCCACAAGGGUCUGGACUCUCUACAGGGUCAAAGAGAGGGCAGCUCGAAUGCAUUAAAGACUGUAGAACAAGUGGACGGAAACCUAACAGAGGUCGAGAAACUGUCUGAGGCCCUGCAGACAAGCUGUACUCCAGAGGGUCAGACUGCUCUCUGUCCAGAAGCUCAACCAAUAUUUGGAAAGACACCAGCCCUGAGGAAGAUCUUGAAAGACGAGAGGACUAAAGAAGGGAACUCUGAUCUAGAUCAAUGUUCCAUUCAGUGCAUCGAGCCUCAGCAGCCUGGAGUGUCCACAGAGGAGCUCCAGUCAAUUCAGGUUGCUGCUGACAGUGAAAUGGAUGACAUUGAUCAUAUGAAUGUAAAAUUCUUGACCACAAAGGAAGUUAGUGAAACAGAAGAUCUAUCACCUUGCUCAGAACAACAAGAAACCGAAGAUCUUGGGAACCUUCCAUUAGGCCACGACUCAAAUAAGCAGCUGUUCAUGUCUGGAUCUAAAGACAUGGAUGGAACUGGAUCUGUAUUAAGAGAAAGUGACCUCAAAUCCACUCAUGGCUCAUCCUGUGAAUCAUUAAAGCCUGUCUUUACCAUAGUGCUGGACUAUGAUCUUACCAAACCCAACCAGAACCCACUAACACAAGCUGUCCCGGCUUCUUCAGCUAAAUGGGAUACUGUUUCAGUUCUUCAUGAUAGGACCGCAGAGAUGUCAGAGGAUGGCCUGAAACUUUUGGAAGUCAAACCAAAUGUUGAUUUAGCUGUGGAUGAAGUACAUGAUGCAAUAAGCUCUUCUGAUGAACCUUUACAUUUAUAUGCUGAUCUUUCAAAAUCAGAAGUGCAGGUUAAUGAAACCAGCCACACUGAUAAUAUUGAACCCACUCAUUCUGAUCUAGACCUUGAUUUCAGGCCUAAACCAGAGAAAGACUCAUCUACUCAAGCAUUUGACCCAAUGCUUUCAUACCCAGGGAAGCAUCAAGGAAGCUCUGGAACUGCGAAGAAAGUAUUUACCAUCAUCCUGGAUGUUGAUACUCCUUCAUUAUCAUCAGACUGGAAUCAAUCACUGCAAGAGACACGCUGUACAGGUCCUAAAGACUCAACCACAGAUGAAUUCUCUCAUUCAGAUGUAAAAAAUCAACAGGCAAUCUCCUCUGGUACUGAGCAACCUGAAGGCCAAAUGGCUGAGCUAGAUUUAUCUGAAGAGGCCAAUGUGAAAUCAAGUAGCUCUGAAAUACAGCCAGGACAGAAGGCAUCAAGGCUUAUCCAACCCCAAACCCCUGAGAUCAAGGAGACUGAAGUUCAAAAAGAUGAUAAAGAGAAGCAACAUGAAGUCACUGAUGCAGAAACAUCAAGCCAAAUGGAUGUUCACACUGGAGAAGGCACUGAGUCAGGGUCUGUAGUUCACCAACACGAUGUCCCAGUGUUGGAGAGCCAUGAUGAGGUUGACAAAAACACCACUGAAGCGGCUUCAAAUAAAGCAAAAUCCCUUCAAAAGCCUCCUAAAGUAGCUAAAGGUAGAAACAAGAACAGAAAACCAGCUGGUGUAAAAAAAGCAAACAAUGUCAGUAAUAAAAAGCACAACGCAUGUAAAUCUGAACAUAAGAACACAACUGACUCAGAAAGCCUUCCAACAUCUGAAGUCAGGUUGCCGGACACCAUAGACACUUCACUGACUGUGUCUUCAGACUUUAGUCAGCCAAACACUGCAAAGCCAUUGGGCACACAAGACAAACUAACAGUGGACACUGUGCAGAAAGAGACCUUGAAUCAAACUGAGACAGUGGAUGGACAUUUUGAAAAUGCUAGCUUCUCACUAGCCGGAGAUGACCAUGUUAGUACCACAGAUAGUGUGCUUUUAGCAGCAGUGGAGUCUGUGCAGUCAACACAUACAGGGGACUCCGAAUUAACCCCAACGGAUUCUUCAUCUAUUGUGACAGCUGACUGUAAAACACGAAUUCUUACCGCAGUCCUAUCAGAGUCACAGCUCGGCCAAGCUGAAGCUCGGAGGACAGAGGAUUCAGAUGGCACUUUCCCUUUGCAAUAUGAAGAAAUUGACAGAUUCAAUUCACAUCCAUCUGCCGGGAAUAAAAUGCCCCAAAACAGAGGAUCAGUACCAGACGGUGAGGAUAAAACGAGGCCUAUGGAGCAGCCUACUGGGACACAUGUGUGGGCCGUUUUACUGAACACCAUCACUAAUGUUCAGCCACUACUGGUGACCAGUCACAGUUCUGAGGAAUCUAGAUCAAGGAAAGAUUCCUUGUUUCAGAAUUCAUCGCUCUUCGAGUCUGAGAGCAGUCUGGCAUGGGCUGUCCUGUGGGUGUUCAGAUGUCGGUACCAACCGGCCAAACUCAGCAUUGCACAUAUGACUCAUCAGCUGGAAGAAGCUGAGAUCUGCCGGCAGUAUGUCUUAGAGAAGGUGGCUAGACUGCCUCAAAGUGAAUCUAGUGCAGGAUGCUCUACAAAGCCUGAGCAGACCAUAGAGGGCAGAUGGAACACAGUACUGAUGGAAACCUCAACUAUGGUGGAGUACAAAAAGACACAGCUCCAGCAGGUCACACAGUACCACCAGCAAAAACAGGCUCUCGCGGAUACUUUACACAACCUGAACAAUGAGCUCAGCGCACUGACACAGGAUUGCAUUGAAAGCAGCACCUUGCAAGUGGAGAAGCUUAAUGCAUUCCUGAAGAACAUGCAGAAGAAGAGAGGCGUACUAGAGGAGCUCCUACAAACAUUCUCUCAGAUUUCAGCCAAUCUGGGUGAGACAGAGGGACCUGUGACCUGUAUUGAACCUUUUAGGACUUUACAGGAGAGAUGGCAAACUAUGGAGCAGGUUGCUUUCAGCAAACUGUGGUGUGCUAACAUCUGCACAGCAGAAGUAGCUGCACUCCUGCAAGAAGCCAGAGAGCUGCACCAUGAACUGGAGCUUCUGGAGAAGUCAGUUUCUCCGCAUCCAUCUCAAGGACAGAUGGAAAGCCAAAGCGCGCUACAAGAGACUGUGAAAACUGCAGACCUGGCAGUGUUAACGGAGCGCUACUUGUAUCUUCUUGAGGUCUCUCAGGCUCUUUCCUCAAGUCCACUGGGAAAAAAAGAGCUCAGAGAUGUGGAGGGCGCAAUGCAGGGCUUGAAUUCUCAGCUUGCUCUGACUCAGGAGAACAUCAGCACUCAGACUUCAAAUGGCAAUGGUUCCUCACCGAUCAUGAGGAUUAUCAGGGACUAUGUUACAUGGGCUAAGCAAACAGAAAGCAAAGUCAGUAGCAGAAUGAGGUUGUCUCUGUUUCCUGAAGAAGCAAGUCACCAGGUCAGUCACAUGAAGAAACUGCAGUCUGAAACAUCUCGUAAGAGGUUUCAGUUGGCCUCUGUUUUGAAAGAGCUCAGAGAAGAACUUACAGGACUCAAUAAGGAGGAUCCCAUGUCACCCACCCUCGAUGCCCUAGAGGAUUUGUACGUUAAGCUUACAGAGAAGACUGAAUGUGCUGUUGCAGAAAUGAACAGAAUGUUUCAUAUUAGAGAAAGACUGUGGAAACAGAUCACUGACAGCAGUUCUUGGUUGACCUCAGUAUUAGAAAAAGAGUCUGGUAAAACAGUGGCUUCUGAACCUAAAACUACUAUCCCAGAAUUGAGGGUUCAGCUUCAGGUGUGCACAGAGGCUUUGAAGGAUGCUGAGAGACAAGCAAAUAAUCUGGAGACUCUGUUAGAUGAAAUGAAAGAAGUGAAACACGGCCUGAAUGUACCCGAAAGCUUUCAACUCAUCAAUAGGCUAACAGCCUUACAAAAAGAGAUAUCUAGGGUUGUGAACCGUAAGUGGGCCUUGCACUGGGUGCUUGAAGAACUCAUUCAUGCUCAGGAAUCUUCUGCUGAGGAACAGAACAUCACUCUGAAGAGCUUGAGACAGAUGAAUGCUGAUGUCACGAGGCAGAAGUAUCCCGUAACAAGGGACUCACUCUUGGCUCUUGAACCUGUUAAGCACAUGCUGAUGGAGCUCCUCUGCAAAGUGCCUGAAAUUUCCUACUGUCCAAAUCCUCGGAGGAAAGAGAUGCUCAAUGCUGUACUAGACCUACAAAGAAGAAUACAUCUGCUGGAGCUGCAAGCCAAAGAGCAUGAGGAGUACCUCAUUUUAAGGCAGCACAUGGAGAACUCCAGAGAGGCGGUGAAGAAGAGCUUGUUGCAGAUUGAAGACUCAAGUGUAGGAGAUGACGUAAGGCUCCGCUUUUGUCAGACUGUCCUGGUGGAGCUGCCUUUGGUGAGAAUGACAUGUCAAGAAGCCUCUGACCACCUUGAGGCCAUUUCGAAAGAUCUCUAUCCAUCCCAGCUGACAGCAGAAAGGCACAAAAUCCAUUUGGUCAUUGAGCAGCUAGCCUCUUGGGAGCUCACAGUAAAAAAAGAGGCUAAAACCAUUGAGUGCUGUCUGGUAGAGCGACUCGGCAGUCCGACGGACCUCAGUCCACUCACUGAGCUCUUCAACAGUGUCAGAAAGGAGCUGAAAGAAACCAUCUGCUUGGAGCCAGAUUAUAAGACCAUUGAUACACAGCUACGAAAGCACUGGAUGCUAAUCCAGACCGUUGAGUCUGUUCUAAGAAUAUUGGAGCACUAUAGGAAUGAAGAAGAUGUUGAAAGCUACCAGAUGACCAUCGAUCUCGGCCAGAAAACUCUUAAUGAUUGCGGUAUGCAUACGGACAAGCUGCUCCAAGCUCGGGAGGCACUGAAGCAUUACCACUGGGCUGUUCAGGGUGCAGAGAGCUUCCUUCAGCGGAUUGGAUCCAGUCUCAUGAUCCCCUCUGAUAGCUUCAAAGACUACAAAGAGGAGCAUCGCUAUGUUCAACAGAUUUUCAGCACUCUGGUUACGGAUUUCCAGGCUCGCUUGUCUGACGUUGGUGCUUCUGUUCCCCAGCAGACAUGCCUCUCCAUUCCUCUAACUGAGCAGCUUCAUAUCGAGGUUUUGAGUCACCUUCUAGUACAAGAUGCCAAAUUAGAAGCUCAGGCUCAGCUCAGACUUGAGGCCAUACAGAGGUCCAUGAAAGAUCAAAUUGUGCACAUGAGUCACCAUGAAGAGCUGAAUCAGCAUCUCAAAAAUGUUGAUUCUCAAAUCUCAAAAUGUUUGAGUCAAAAACCAGCUGAUUCUGAAACCUGCCAAGAUCAACUGCUGGAAAUAAAGGUGCUCCAGACAGAGCUGGAGAACCUCUCGAAAAAGCUGGAGGAAUUGAGUGAAAGCUGCCCAGGACUUCGCUGCAAAGCACCCUUGGAUCUAAUGCUGGGACAACUGUGGAGGUCUUGGGCAGUGUUGCAAUGCCGAGUGGAAUCUCUCAAAGCCAGCAUGUGUCACAAAGAAGCAGAGUGGAGAGACUUUGAGAUACGCCUGAAUAAAUCAAAGGAAGGUCUUGAGAGACUGCAGAAUGAUCUCCCAGACUCGUCUACGGUGAAGGGAUCCCUGGUGGAUCUUCAGAGUGUUCUGAGCCUUACUGAGCGCCUUCAAGAUGGGAUUGAGCAGGAGCAUCACACUUUGGCAUCUCUACAACACCAUGUGGCACGAUUGCUUGGGGUCUCAAAUUUGCAGCAGCUGAAAGUGUGUCCUCAAAUCUGUCAGGACUUGCAGUCACUACAGGAUCACUGCAGAAGUCUCAGAGAUCAGAGCAAUAACAUCCGCCGGGAGGUGCUUGUUGAGAUCCAGGAGUUGGGUCGUGUGCAGGAGGAGCUGAGUGCCAUUCAGCAGAAUGUUCUCUCUCUUUCGACAGCUUUACAGAGGGAGUCAGCUGCUCAACACUUACAGGAAGUCAAAGUGGAGUUGGUUUCACAGAAUGCUCGACUGCAGGAUGUCAUGGACAGAGUGCAGAAGAAAUGGAGCUGUGUACCCACAGAGAUUCAAAUCUUAUGCAAUGAGCUCAACGUCUCCAUGCAGGAGGCCAAAGACAAAUUGGUCAUGGUCAUCGAGAGAAGUGGUCCUCUCUGCAAAAUGGGUGAGCAGGUUGGAGAGGUGACGGUGGGCUUGAAUUGUGUGAAGGCCCUGCUGAAGCAAACAAGUCCUAAUUUUUCUGAGGCUGAACGUACACAAAAGCGCAUAUGGGAUGAGCUGGACCAGUGGCACACUCGGAUAGCUGAGCUGGAGGCUGAGGUGCAGGAUCUGGCUGAGCAGAAGCCUGAGAGGGCACACAUUCUCAUGGACAAGCUCAUGGAGCCUCUGCAGCUCUACCAGACCACAGCCAAACAGGCCGAGCAAAGGACCGCCCUCAUCAGCAAAAUCCCUGCCUGUCUGCAGGACUAUGAGGGUUUGCUCAAUAGUGCCAACUGCUGGUUGAGAGAGGCUCAGUCCUGGCUGGUCGCACCCAGAACCUACACCACUGCCAAAUGCAUCCACUCUCACGCCUAUUCCCUCAAGAUGAUGCUGGAUGAAGCGGAGGGAUACAAGGCAGAUCUGGAGGCCUUCCUGCCUGCUCUGCUGGAGAUCACUCCAGUGUGUGACACCACCUCUCAACAACAUCUCCUCCAACUGUGUGUACAAAACAUCACACUCAUGCAGCAAAGUGUUCAGGACCCUCUCUCCCACCUUCAGCACCUAGCAGCUGAGAUGGAUGCCAUUGAAGCAGAGGUAAAGGAUAUGGAGAAAAAUAUAACUAAGAUUAGAAGAAUCCUUUCAGCCACUGACACAGAGAACAUUUCUCCUGAGGAACAUCUCGAGAACAUACAGGUCAUUCUGGAUAAUGUCCAGUCCAUGAAGAGGACCAUUGAUGAGAUUGAGAGCUGCAGGCCUGACCUAGGGCUUCCUGCCGGAGCAGAGCAGACUCUCACAGCUUUCCAUCGGGCUCAAGAGCUCCUGCAGCCCAUCCAGGAGCUACAGCAGCUCAGUGUGGAGCAGAGCACAGCGCUGAGGGCCUCUAUUGAACAACCAACUGAAAUGAUUCUCCCUGCAGACCAAACCACAGAAUUCACAAUAUCAGAUCUUUCCACUGGAGAUAUGAGGCAGGUCUCCAUGGAAGGCCCUUACACUGAGGAGGAAGAUGAAGACAAUCAGUCUUCAUCUUCAGGAACUCUCACAUGCAGUCUUCCAGAGGACCCAGAUGAGACAAUAGCGGAGGAAGAUAUGAAGUCAGACACUGCCUCUGCUGUAAGAGAUUGUGACACUAAGGAAUCAUCUCCUGAAGAAGAUGAUUUUCCUGCAGUAAUUCAAGACGCUGACACAGGAAGUUUACUGGAGCCUUCGGACUUCUCUGAAAUGCCUGGCAUAGUCAGCGGCAGACCAGUUACUGAAGAGACAAGCUCCCCACCUGCACUAACAUCCCAGCAUUUGAAAGAAUUCAGCUGUCUGAAGCCUGACAGUGCAAAUUUAGAUGAGGAAAAGCAAAAUGAGUGCACCAAAACCAAGUCAACUGAAGCAGUUCCAGCAAAGCUAGAAAUAUCCUCAGACACCACCCUGUUAAAAGCAAGCGAUUCCAAUGAAUUGACUGAAGCGUUUGAAUCUGAAGAUCAGCAUGAAGGAUCUGUGAACACUAAAACGGGUACAAGUGGUCAAGUGAAAACAAGGAGCCCAAAGCCAUGUGACACAGAGGCAAUAAAUGUUUCUGAUGGUGAUCUGUCACAGUCUGAAGCAGGAGCUGAAGAUCAGCCUACAAAGAUGAGACGGCAUGUGUUAGAGAUUCCGGUGUCUGUGUUGAAUGUCAGUGAAUCUCAGAUGGAAGACUCAACUAAACUCCUCAAGGACCUUUCAAGCAUCAAGAGUCUUCUAGGCGGCUCAUGGACUUUGGCACUUGAGCGGCGGAAGUCAAUGGGACAGAAUAAUGUUGAGCUCCAGAGAUGUUCUAUAGCUCUUCUGAAGGGUCUGUGGGGUCUCCUGCAGCUGGGCUCUGAGCGGCUGCAGCGCAGUCAGAAUGCACAGCCACAAACCUGCAGUCAACUGCAUAAUCUGCUCACAGAACACAAGAAAUACUUCCAAGAUUUGGGUCAGGGCCUUGUAAUGGUCAAGCUGCUAUACCAUAAGCUGCCAGAGGGGGCACUGCAGGGCCAAGCAGAGGUGGAGCAGUUCAUAUCAGAUCUACAGGAACAAGCACAAACUCAUGGUGUCCAUAUGCAGCACAGAUUAGAGGAGUGGUCUCGGUACGAGGAGGUCACUGAGAGACUGCGUGAGCAGUUGGAUGAGAUCGAGACAAACAUGUCCAGUCUGGGUUCAGAGACAGAGGGAGACUUGCAGUGUCAGCUGCAGUCCUAUGAGAGAUUGCACAAGAUCCUGGAAGACACGAGGUCUCGGGUGUGGGAGGUCCAAGACCGAGCCAGGAUCCUACAGAAAAAGGGUUGUUACCCUGAGCGGCCUGGCCAGACUGUCCCAAAAUCACAACUGUUGUUACGCUGGAUGGAGCUUCGUAAUCAAAUACAGCAGAAGAUACAGUCUACACAGAAGAUCAGAAAGAUUUAUGACAGGUUCCAGCGUGACUCAACAGAAUUAGAAGAAUGGAUGCGUCAUGCUCAAGAACAGCUUCAGAAGUGGAACAGUUUCUCUGAUUCUGGUCACUUAGACUCCAGAACAGUCUGUACCCAGCUCAUGGAGUUUUUCAAGGAGCUGGAGGUCCGUUCAGCACAGAAAGCUUCUGCAGAACGUUCAGGUGCACAGAUACUGCAGCUGACUGACAGUGAAGCUCCAGGUCUGCGCAGACGACUGUCUCAACUUGAGCAGGAAUGGAUGAAUUUGAGUAACGUCCUGCCCGCUCUUCACCAGACGCAGCAACAACUGUUGACAAACCAGUCUCACAGUCAGAUCUUGGACAGCUUGACCUCCUGGCUUGAAAAUGUAGAGGGACGACUGAAAGAUGAAAGCUCUCUGAGCUCCUCUGAGCUGUCUAGACAUCUACAGGCUUUGAAGGAUCUUAAGGCUGAAAUAACCAGUCAUCAGCCGUACUUUGACCUUCUGAACUAUCAGUCUGUGGAGGGGGCGGGAUCAGUGAAUGGACCCACCAAUCGUAAUGAGCGCAUCCUGUUUGCUGAGCAGCUGGGAGCUCUCAAUAAGAGUUGGCUUAUUCUAAAGGCCAAAAUUGACAGCAAGAUACAUGAUGUUGAGGACCAGUGGCAGGCCUGCACCGACAGAGAAAAGCGUUUGCGCUGUAUGCACAGCUGGAUCUCUCAACGUAUUGAAUGGGUGAAAAACAGCUGGCAACCAGAGUGCUGCUCGCAGAUUGAGCAAACAUUAAAGGAGUGUGAAGAGACAGAGAACAGGCUACAGGUGAAGUCCUCUGAGCUGAAGGCUUUGGGAGCUCUUCACCUGUUCGGGCAACAGGAUGGUGAACAUCCCGGAGAUCAAGCGUUCUCCAAGCAGGUGAAUUCAGCCAUCCAGGACUGCCAAGCUUUGAGUCAACAGAUAAAUGCUCUCAAGUCAGAUUUACAGCCAAUCAAAGAUGAAUGGGCUCACUUUGAAUCUAAAAUGAGUGCAGCAGAACUGCAAACAACCGGGGGGUGGUCUUACAAGCUGGAGCUCUGCAGAGUUUCUGUGUUCUCAUCUGAGCAGAGCCGGACUCAUGUGGAGCACCUGCAAGAGCUUGAAAGGGAGCUGAACCAAUCAGAAACCUGGACCCAGUUAACUGAGGUGUUCUCUAACUUGAAAGACAAACAGCCUUAUGCAUCUAAACUUUUGUCUGAUCGUCUCGAGAAGGAGAGAACUCGACAUCAAGCAGUGAUUGGAGAUGUGCAUGCAGAUUUACUGAAAGCCCAGAAUGCAUUGCGGUUUUGGCUGGAAUACGAGCGCCUCACAGGAGAGUGCUGUGUUCAUCUAAAUCAACACUGGGAGAGGCUUGGAGAGCUUAUGAGUUCUUCAGACAGAGAAGAAAACACUUUAGAGCUGCUCAACAGCAGGAUGCAGGCAUCAAU
Molecule: messenger RNA, 15434 nt
Organism: Carassius auratus (goldfish)
Lineage: Eukaryota; Metazoa; Chordata; Actinopteri; Cypriniformes; Cyprinidae
Product: nesprin-2-like
Source: RefSeq, a predicted model, not a curated record